AUGAAGAUGAAACAAGAGAAAUAUAGAAAUACAAAUAUAGAACAAGUUUCUGUGUGUAUUCGCAUAGUAGACAAACAUUUAAAUAUAGCAGAACAUUUUUUAGAAUUUUUCGUAACUCCUUUUACUGACGCUGAAACAUUAUUGAAUUUGGUAAUGAACACUUUAAAUAGAUUUGACAUAAAUAUAUCUAAAUGCCGCGGACAAUGUUAUGAUGGAGCAGCUAAUGUUAGUGGACAUAUUAGUGGUUUACAAAAACAAAUAAUCGAUAUCGAAUCUAGAGCAACUUUUGUUUAUUGUACAGCCCAUACAUUAAGUCUUGUAGUGCAAAAUGCAAUGCAGAAUAUUGAUAAAAUUCGAGACUUUUUAUCUACUUUACGUUCAUUGAUAGCAUUCGUAAAAGAUUCACCAAAAAGACAGGCCAUAUUUAACUCUUUUCAAGCUGAACAAAUGUUCAAGAUACUCAAAAGAGCGAGUAUAGAAUACACUGAAAGGAGACUACUCUUUAAACUAUACCAGAAGGAAACAGCUGUUAUACGAUUUGGUGAAACUGAGGAAGAAGCACGUAUAAGAAAAGGAGUAAUGCAGGGUUGUAAUCUCUCACCUAGCAUAUUCAAUGCAUACAUCCAAGAGGCAAUUAACAUAAGAGAGAAAAUACAAUUGGGUAUAAAGAUAAAUGACAGGAAAAUUGAUAUGCUACGGUUUGCAGAUGAUAUAGCAGUCAUAGCAAAAAAUGAAGAAGAAUUACAAAGGAUGCUGAGAUGUAUGGAAGAAACUCUGCUCAAUGAAUUGAGCAUGAAAAUAAAUGCGCAAAAGACCAAAGUUCUCGUAUGCAGCAGGAACAAUAAUAUUACGACAAGAAUACACCUGCAAAAUAACCAAGAAAUUAAGCAAGUAGAAGAGUUCGCAUAUUUGGGAAGCAUAAUAAGUAAAGAUGGUAGAAGUAAAAAAGAAAUAGUUAAGCGAAUAUGCCAAGCUAAGUUAGCAUUUAACAAAAAAAGAGGGCUAUUUACUUCAAAAAGUACUAGCGUACGCACCAGAAUAAAUCUUCUGAUGACAAACGUAUGGAGUAUAAUGCUGUAUGGCAGCGAAACGUGGACGAUUGCCAAAGCAGAGCGGAGAAGGAUAAAAGCUUUCGAGAUGCGGUGUUUUAGAAGAAUGCUUAAAAUAAGUUGGACGGACAUGGUAUCAAACGAGGAAGUAUUAGAAAGAAUGUCCGCGAGAAGAACUUUAUGGAGUAGUAUCAAGAAAAGGAGAAAUGAAUGGAUAGGACAUGUAUUAAGACAUGGUGGAUUGCUAGGAUCAAUCAUAGAAGGCUGCGAGGAAGGAAAAAAUGCUAGGGGAAUACCACGAAUGAAAUAUAUGCAACAAAUAAUAGAGGACCAAGGGUGUACUUCUUAUAAAGAGACAAAGAGGAAGGCAAGUAACAGGGAAGAGUGGAGAAUUGCUACAAACCAAUCUCAGGAUUGA
Molecule: messenger RNA, 1467 nt
Organism: Sipha flava (yellow sugarcane aphid)
Lineage: Eukaryota; Metazoa; Arthropoda; Insecta; Hemiptera; Aphididae
Exons: 3
Coding region: 1-1467 (488 amino acids)
Source: RefSeq, a predicted model, not a curated record